Messenger RNA from Penaeus chinensis, 1905 nucleotides. RefSeq lists its product as uncharacterized. The transcript has 6 exons. The record is from RefSeq and is a predicted model, not a curated record. Lineage: Eukaryota; Metazoa; Arthropoda; Malacostraca; Decapoda; Penaeidae. The coding region runs from base 144 to 992 and encodes 282 amino acids.
UAUGCGCCAGUCUGAGUGAAAGUGAUUGUUGAAGCCCGUUCCACAUUUCGAUUUGCUGCGUCGAACGAAAACGACUGGGGCACACGCGCAAACAGUACUGUCAAGAAGUAGAUUCGAACGUCAAUCUACCAGUGUUGGGUGACAUGGCAGACCAGAUUGACAGACAAGACACAGGCAGCGCGGAGAGCCCCUUGUGCCCCGAACCUCAGCUCGAAGUGACUCAAGACCUUGAGCUUUUGGCGCAAGAGAUCGCCGAGGCCGCCGUCGAAGAAGAAGAAGAGGAAGAGAACGACGAAGAGGAGGAGGAAGAGAAAAAAGGAUUUAGAAGGGAGACCUCGCAAUCCCCGGUCCUCCUGUGUGACCAGACUGAAGACACGUGUAGAGAAAACACUAAAGAAGACACGGUGACUGUGAUCGAAGAGCGGAUGGAGGAGGAAGGCACACAAGAGGACAAACAGCGGUCGACGAGUCCGGUUGAUGAGACGUCCUGGGUCCUCGUUGACGCUGAAGACGAAAACGCGAGGACGACGACGGGGCCGAAUGACAGCCCCGACCUCAAAUACAACCUCCUGAGGAAGUUCCUGGUGGCGGGCGAUCUGCGGCAGAAGCUGACCGACGCGGGUCUUGUCUGCGACGAGGAGGACAGCGAAGGGGACGCCGACGAAGGGCUCAGAGAUAGUAUGGUGAUGUCUUGUUCGGAAUCAAUGGUGAUCUGUGACCUCCCGCAGACGGCCGGCGACGAGGAAUCGACGUCGCUGCACCUCAAGAACUUCCCUGAUUGCUCCAAGAAGUCUGACUGGCGAGGUACUUUCGCGGGAGCCAGGGUGGAAGUGGAGGUGGAACGCAAAGGGGGGCUCCAGGUGGCUGCCGUAAGGGUGUGGCAUGUGGAUCUCCUCUCCGCUCUGGCGUCCCUUCAGAGCCUCGCCAAUACUGCAGGCCUCGUGUCCUACGCUGACGUGGAUGUGACCAGCCUGCUUGCUCGGGCGGCCUGAUAAUGACCUGCAGCCCUCCGUGUCUUCCAGCGCCUUCAGAAACAGUGUGCCUUCCUAUCUACCUACCGGUGCCGUGUGCCUCACAAACGAUGGUGUCAUGACGUCAUGGUUUCGUCAUAAUGACGCUCAUCCAAUCAACGUCCUAUUCUCGGUGACAAUAAGAACUAACCACAGACAACAGCAUAUGUCGACAAAUGAUGGUUUUAUAAGAAAGUUUGUCGGACAAAUAAUUUUGAUUGUUAAUAGAUAGAUAAUACCGCUUGAAAAGUAAAAACGGCCAGUAGAUGAAAAACAAAUGCAAUUGACGCGUUACGAUCAAACCUUCAUUAGAAUAACAGGGAAAAGCAAGAUUACGAAAUUUAAAUACUCUACAAGAGCUGAGAUUCACCUGACUGACAUCCGGGACCUGUCGCUCAUUAUAUUUUUGUCACAAUGAAUUCUGUUCAGUGAAUAGUGAAUUUAGAUUAUUAAAAGUUUAAACAUGUUAACAUUUUACGGUCAUUGCAGUCGUGAAUUUAUCAUACCUUUUAAAAUUUCGCGGCCAUUACAGCCUUAAACAUCUACGCGGGUAUUAUCAUUGUUAAGCUUUUGCACAAGACAUUUUUUUUCAGUUUGGUUCGAUAUAAACAUCCAAAUGUAUGUAGGCGAGAGGAACUGAAGUGUCUUUUCUCUUUUUAAGGAGUUUCCUAAGGAAAAGGUGAAAAUGUUGAUCCAUCAGGGAAGGCGGCUGAAUGAAGCACAGGAGCGGGAAUCAUAGGCGUUCAUUAUCCAGAUAUAUUUUAAAAAAUAAUAAAAAAAAUAAUUGCGAUAAACAUUCGUUGCUAUGACAAAAUAAUAUACUCUUAUUUAAAAAAAAUUAUGAUUCAAAUUUAAUAUAUACUCUUAUAUAUUUACAUAUAUACAUACAUAUAUA